This is a messenger RNA of Alternaria viburni, 4443 nucleotides long. RefSeq lists its product as uncharacterized. Gene Ontology annotation, molecular function: protein binding; serine-type endopeptidase activity. The record is from RefSeq and is a predicted model, not a curated record. The transcript has 3 exons. NCBI's taxonomy places the organism in Eukaryota, Fungi, Ascomycota, Dothideomycetes, Pleosporales, Pleosporaceae. Gene Ontology annotation, biological process: proteolysis. The coding region runs from base 1 to 4443 and encodes 1480 amino acids.
AUGACAUCGGGAGGCGGCCCGCAGAACUUCGAGAUCGAUUACACAUCGACGACGCGGAACGACCGAAGGAGGGAUCCGACCUCUUCUCUAUUUUUUGUAUGCCAGAUUGCCAACACUUUACCGGUACGGCGCGAGGACGGAUUUGAGGAGUGGCGAAGGUCCUCCCCUCCUGAGAUGACGCUCGAUGCCCGAAUCAACGAACUCCGUUCUGAAGCUGAAAGCCUUGAGGCUAUAGCCAAAAAUAUAGGUAAGGCUUCUCUCCCAGGUGUCGUCAUAGCGUGGGAGAGAGCGACCGAUUUGGCCGAACAACACUACGGGAAUCUUGAUCAAAAGACUUUGGAGAUACGUGAACGCCUAGCCGCAAGCCUUAUGAAGGCUGGAGACUUCCAGAAGGCGAUUGUGUGUGGACUGGAGAACGAGCAACGUACGCUCGAGCGCUACAGACGGGACCGGGGUUCUUCUCGCGAAAUUAGCGCCCCGGCACGGGCGUCCAAGGAAAACCACCUGGAGGCUCAAAGACAAUUAGCGCGGGCGUACUUAGAGAGCAAAGACUACAAGAAUGCGAUCACAAAGUUCCGGGCAGUUGUCGAAGAUAACAUCAUAUCGAAGUCGGCGGAACAAAGAUGUAUGGACCGGGUGGAUCUUGCAGCGGCCAUGUACGAACUUGGUACAGACCGCGACAUUAUGGAAGCAAUAAAUCUGAACAUGACGACCUUGCAAAGAGCGGAGGCGAGUCUGGGAAAAGACCACAUUGAAUCCGUACAUGUAAGAUACAACCUAGGCAGAGAGUUGAGCGCUCUGAAGAAGUACGGCGACGCCCUGGAGAAAUUCAGCGAGGUGAUGGAGAUCCUCCAUUUGAAAAACUGCCAAGCCAGAUCAUCGCCCGAAUACCAACAGUAUCUAGAAGACACAGAGGACGCGGUUCGGACCUGUAAAAUCAAUAUCGACCGACAAAACUUGAAAGCAAGUCGGCGGGCUGACGCGGCAGUGGAAGAGAAAAGACGGAGAGAGGAGGUGCUCAAGGCGCAAGUGGCUGAGCAGAAGCGUCUGCAUGAGAUAGCUGAGCAAGAACGUUUACAAGAAGCUGCAGACCGAGAAGAACGGGCCAAGGUAAGACAGCAAGCUGCCGCGGCAGCGGAAGAGAGAAGACGGAGAGAAGUGCUCAAGACACAAAUAGAUGAGCAGAAACGUUUGAAAGAGUCUGCAGACCAGAAAGAGCAGGCUGACUUGAUACGAGCGCGCGAGGAAGAAGAGGCGAGAAGGAAGCAGAAGGAAAAGGACAGACGAGCGCGCAGAGCGAAAGAAGAAGAGAAGAAACAAAUAGCUGAACAGAAGCGUCUUAGAGAGGUUGCGGACCAAAAAGAGCAGGCUGACUUGGUACGAGCGCGCGAGGAAGAGGAGACGAAACGAAAGCAAGACGAGAAAGACAUACGAGCGCGCAAAGCAAAGGAAGAAGACAAGAAACAGAAAGAGCCAGGUAGGCAAGCAGCGCGAGAUGGAGAAACGGUGGCCAAAAGAAAAGCCAAAGACAUACAUCAAGCCGAGCAAACCCCAAUGCAAGAAGCAAGAGAGAAGAGAUGGAAAGGGAAGGAGACAGCGAAGCAACCAGCAGCGGAAAGCUCAAGGACAAGAGAAGAAAAAACCUUGGAGAAGCCGGAGGCAUCGAAAGCGGAGAAGAAAGAUCGCCGUAAUGAGGAUCAGAAGAAGAAUGCAGACCGGAAAAAGAUUGGGGAGGAACCGAUGAAGCGUCCGGAAGGAGAAAACACAAGACCGAAAAGUCGUGGGCAAGAUACGAAUAAGCAGCAAGACAAGAAGACUCCAGACAAGAAAGAAACCCGGGAGCCUUCGGGUACAGACAGAGCAACGAGACGGGAGUCCGAAAAGAAUUCUGGGCCCAAGGCGCAAGCCAAACCACUGGAGAAGCAGCCUCCAGAACCGAAAAAGGAGCGUAAAGAAAAAGAUGAGCACCAGAAGACGGGAAGGAGGAGCCCCAGAAUAGACCCAGUCGAUACACCAGUGGCGCAAACCCAGGACCCUUUGGGUGCAGACAGAGAAACGAGACAGGAGACUGUAAAAGGUUCAGCCAAACAACAGGAGAAGCAGCCUCCAGAGUCACAGAAAGAUCGUCAAAAGAAAGACGAGCACCGGAAGGUCGAAAAGAAGAGCCCCAAGACGGAUCCAGCCGAGAUACCGGUGGCGCAACAUCCACCUCUACCAACACACAAAGCCCAGAGUGAGGUAUUGCCGAACGCGAUAUCCCGCAAAAGCGAAAGUUCGACUCUUCCCAAGUCUACCACUGCUCUGCCAGCGAAGAUUGAGGCGGUCUCAACGCCGGUGAGCGGCGCAAAAGCGAGUCCGACACAUCAGGUGAAGUUUUCCCCUGCGAUAGAGAUCAUUGUACACAACCAGAGUUCCUCGAGGGAAGACUCUUCACGUUCGAGUGUGAACCCCAGAAAAAGAGAGACUACAGAAGAGCCAUCGUCUAAGCAAACACCACCCGAGAUUCACCGUGUGUCCAGGAAAAGUAUCCCCCCGGCAAACCCAGCGGGUGAGGAGAACAUAUUGCAACAGUUGGAUGCGCUUGCAAAGGCUCUGAAGGGGCUUGAGGCACAUAAUGAAGAGCUGGGCAACGCUAGUUCUGCUGUUGAGUGGCAAAGUACAACACUUGGAAAGGAAAGGUCCCUUCGAGCAGUGUCACCAGCAGAAGAUGCACACCCACAAUCGAGCGCGCAGCGCGAGAAUUCGGCUAAGGAGCAGCUGCCGGAAUGCAGUAAUCGAUCUCCAGCACCGGGAGUGCACUCUGAGCAAACCACAGGUCAAUCUAGCAGGAUAAACAACGAACCUGCGACAGAUCAAAUAGUUCGCACCUCAAUGUCGUGGCUAGGGAAGCAGACCAAACAGAUGGUAGACCUGCUGGUUCCAACAGCUUCGCCGCGUGUUCCAAUCACGCCCAGAACGAUCUCUGAGUCCUUCGUGUCGAGAAAAGAGCCAGAGCAAGGAAGCAGUACUCGUGACGCUGAGAUAUGGUUCGACACACAAUCUCAGCCUCAUGUACGAUCUGAAUCUGUUCCAAUCAUCCACCAAGAGACGUCCAAGGCCGAUGCAAGGGACAGCUUCGUGCCCGGUGGGUGGCAUCAAGACUUUGAUGAUCCAGGCCCUCUCCAUGGAUUGAGAAAGAUCCGUUCCAACGACCAACCAGGCCAAAAUGGCUUGCGGGUAGUGCAGACAGAAGACGUAAGACACAGGCGCGCCUCAUCCGUAAACACAUUGAGGAGAAGUAUUUCCGAAAUGAGUAGUGCGCCAAUCCAGAACUGGAGCGCCCAAGAUGAAGUCAUAGCCGAUGGUUGGUUCGAAGACCUACGUGACCAUGCCCAUGUACUGCUGGACAGGUAUAAGGGCGACUCUUAUAAGGCGAAGAAGACAGAACGACGCGUAAAGAUCGCUGUACUCGACAGUGGCGUGGCUAAGAGCGCCACCCAGGGCCGAGUUCCGCAUCUGAUGAAGAGUCCACGAGUGAAAUUAGGAAAGCAGCUAGAUCCGUCUCUGCCCUGGAACUGUGACAGCAAAGGCCAUGGUACCCAUGCUGUCGGUGUGAUCCUCACUGUCUGCCCGUACGCAGACGUGUAUGUAUACAGGGUCUGCGAAGGCACCGAAGCAAUCGACAGGAAGUACGUAGCGGAGGCCAUCAAUGACGCUGUCGAGAAGAAGAAGGUCGACAUCAUCAGUAUGAGUCUAGGCUGGAACGAGGACAGUGAUUACGAACUUCGAGCGGCGAUUAGACGUGCUAGAGCUAGCAAUGUUCUACUCUUCGCGGCGAGCUCGAACGAAGGCAUCCGAACGAAAGCCGGCAUGUCGUAUCCAGCUCGAGCUUUGGAAGUUAUCGCGGUCGAUGCAGCAGAUGUUCAUGGUAACCCGUCCAAGUUCAACCCUCCACAACUCAGCCACAAAGCCAGAUUUACUGCCCUGGGCGAAGCAGUAAGGUCUGCGUACCCUACACACCUUCCUUCUGAGGAUCCACAUGAGGGGUGGAAGAGAAUGGUAGGAACAUCCUGUGCCACUCCUAUCGCCGCCGGCAUUGCGGGACUAGUACUAGAAUUUGCCCGUCAACGACCGCUUUGCUUCGAGCCUGCCAUCGAAACCUACCUAAAGUCCGUAGAGGGUAUGAGACUGAUCUUGACGAAAUGCCUAUCGCUCAAGUAUGCAGACAGUUCGCCCUUCAACCAUCUCGACCCAACGAUAUUAUUCCAUUGUACCGAAAGAUACGAUGACGGUGGUAGCUUUUCCGAAUCUAUGUGUCCGCGACACAACGCAGCAUACAACAUCGUGUCGAGGCUUCGCGAAGAGUUCUCGCAGGAUAUAGGCGACCAGAUGCUGACGGCAUUGCAGAUGGAAUUGCAAAAAGAAUGGGCUAUACGCGUUCAGAGUAGAUCAGAAGAGAAUUGA